CUACGCGCUCUUCUCAAGCGCGUCUAAAUCACCUCUCCACGACAACAAUCUCUGCAACUAGCACUGUAGACUAGAAUACAAAAUUCGCAGCCAGCCAACCAAAAUCAACGCUCACCGAUCAAUUCCGCCGGUGAUGAAACCUCCCCAAAAUCCGCACCUACGAUUUAAUCUACACCACAGGAUUUAUGCGUACAGUAUACAGGUGAUUGAUAUACGUUUAUGAGCUCUAUGAUUGGCGUCUGCCUCCGAUUAAUCAUGGAGCUUUUUGAUUCUCAAUUGAUUACUUUUUUGCUUUUUUAGGAUCUGGCCGCAGGUGACUAAGAAAUUAAAAAGACAUUAUUUGAGGUGAAUAUAGCAGUGUGCCGUAUUCCUGCACAAAGUUCAAAUGGAAGCACGUCCCGCCGUGUCUGUUCAAAGUGUGGUUGCAAGUCAACUCAGUAAUUGUGGUGCAUCAGGGGCACUUUCUUCUUCUUUCCCUAUGCUUCCAACAGUCCUAGGAGAGAAGUAUCCUUUGUUGCCAGACUUGCAGCAGGCUUCGACGGAAAAGGAACUCAAGCAACAUCCUGGAACUUUUGUUUCUCAUUUGCCUUCCAACAGUGGGGCUGUUGGUCUUAUGUUUUCAUCAUCAUCAGGAUUCUCGGCGGAUCUUCAUUUCUCAUCUGUUCCACCCCAAGAAAGUCACUCAGGACCUGCACCUUUCAUUUCUCAGUCAACAAAUAGUGAGACAUCAAUCCUAUUACCUCAUUCUGGAGUUCUUCAAUCCACAGCAUCUAGCCAAUAUUUGAACGAAAACAAUGAACCCUGGUGUAUAGAUCCAUUGCCUGAUUUCCUUGACUAUUCGAUGAAUACUCCUGUCCAGAAUAGUCAGCUAGCUUGUAGCAAUAAACAAAGUGAUUGGCAGGAAUGGGCGGACCUCGUAAUCAAUGAGGAAGAUGCUCUGACUUCUAAUUGGAACGAGAUCAUGGCUGAUACAAGCCUUGCCGAGACAGAGAUGCAAGAUCAGGAGGAAAAACAACCUUCAAAUUUCCCAAUGCAGCAAGUCCAAACAUCACAGCAAAUCCCAGCUGUGGCUGUAGAAAAUUCAGCUAUUGCUCCUGCAUCAUCCCCUGCAAGUGGUGCUGCAACAAAGCAACGCAUGCGUUGGACACCAGAACUUCAUGAAGCCUUUGUGGAAGCAGUCAACAAGCUUGGUGGAAGUGAAAGAGCUACUCCCAAAGGUGUGCUAAAAUUGAUGAAAGUUGAAGGUUUGACCAUCUAUCAUGUAAAAAGCCACUUGCAGAAAUAUCGAACAGCUAGAUAUAAACCAGAAGCAUCAGAGGAGUCUUCAGAGAAGAAACAUUCUUCAAUUGAUGAUUUGUCAUCUCUGGACUUAAAAACGGGAAUUGAGAUAACAGAAGCAUUGCGACUACAGAUGGAAGUUCAGAAGCGUCUGCAUGAACAGCUUGAGAUUCAAAGAAAUCUGCAGCUGCGUAUAGAAGAACAAGGGCGAUACCUCCAGGAGAUGUUUGAGAAGCAGUGCAAGUCAAUGCCUGGCGUGGACUUGGCUAAAGGCUCAUCAUCCACAGCAGAUGAUGCCUUUGCACAAUUGUCAGAUGCCGUUCAAAGUUCCUCCUGCAAAAAUGAUCCUGGAGUGUCGCAGGUUGAUAUUUCUAAAGAGGUUGAUGAGAAGCAGAAAAAGCGGGAAAAAGAAGUUGGAGAGCCUGAGACAAAUAUAACCAGCACAUUUGAUUCACCACCUUCAAAGCGCUCUAAAUUGGAUGAAUAAGCCUCCCUAGGUCACAAAACCUUUGGUAGGAUAGUUAUAUUUUGAUGCUUGGAACAUCAAAUUCUUGAGUAGAACAAGGUUUGGCUCGCGAAGGAGCUAAAAAUGCCAUGGUGUUCUUUUCAUGGCAAUACUUCGAUGAACCAUGGUGUAUCCUCUCAUUUGACACAGAUCAUAAAGAAAUAUCGAACUUUUGAUGUUAGAUUUGUCAAUAUGUGUCAUUCUAGACUCUAGAGCUACCAAAGGUAGAACGAGGAACUGGUGGUCCUCCUGAUGUCUAUUUCUUGUUCAGUAAGGUUUGAGGUACCAAGAUUCUUCCCCCCAUCAUUUGAAAAUUAAUGUAGGUCGUUUGAGUUGUCCGGUUACAGUGUAUGUAUCAGGAAUGGAAGUAGUUCUUAUUGCUUGGAUUCUCAUCAGUCGCA
Nicotiana tabacum (common tobacco) is the source of this 2184-nucleotide messenger RNA. RefSeq names its product protein PHOSPHATE STARVATION RESPONSE 1. Lineage: Eukaryota; Viridiplantae; Streptophyta; Magnoliopsida; Solanales; Solanaceae. Gene Ontology annotation, molecular function: DNA binding; DNA-binding transcription factor activity. The record is from RefSeq and is a predicted model, not a curated record.